This is a messenger RNA of Neltuma alba, 432 nucleotides long. RefSeq names its product agamous-like MADS-box protein AGL21. Gene Ontology annotation, molecular function: protein dimerization activity; DNA-binding transcription factor activity; RNA polymerase II transcription regulatory region sequence-specific DNA binding. The transcript has 4 exons. NCBI's taxonomy places the organism in Eukaryota, Viridiplantae, Streptophyta, Magnoliopsida, Fabales, Fabaceae. Gene Ontology annotation, cellular component: nucleus. Gene Ontology annotation, biological process: positive regulation of transcription by RNA polymerase II. Bases 1 to 432 code for a protein of 143 amino acids. The record is from RefSeq and is a predicted model, not a curated record.
AUGGGGAAAGCAAAGAUUGAGAUUAAGAGGAUAGAGGAUUCAGCAAACAGGCAAGUCACUUUCUCAAAGAGACGAAGUGGGUUGCUUAAGAAAGCAAGAGAGCUCGCGAUCCUCUGCGACGCACAAGUUGGGGUGCUUGUGUUCUCUAGCACUGGCAGACUCUAUGAAUAUGGGAGCUCCAGCGUGGAGUCAAUUAUUGACCGCUAUAAUAAACAGAAAGAUCACGAACACAAUCCGCUUGUGAAUCCAGCUUCAGAAGCCAAGUUUUGGCAGAGAGAAGCAACGAUCUUGAGGCAAGAACUUCAACAGUUGCAGGAAUUGCACAGGCGAGUUGCGGGAGAAGAACUUUCUGGUUUGGGAGUUAAUGAAUUGAAAACUUUGGAAAAUCAACUAGAGAUGAGGUUAAAAAAUGUCCAGAUCAAGAAGGUAUGA